UGGAGAUAAAUAUCCCCAGCACUGUCUCGAAUAGAGAUUCCAUGGUUACUUUAUCGACUUCGAUUUUGUUUUCAACAUAGAAAAUAUAUCUAAACCAUUAUGUCAACAGCAACAGCAACCGAAACCACUGCCCAGCAGAAGGUAGUCGUUGCCUCUGCAGACUACAGUAACUUGAAUGUGAAGCCUGCAGUCGAGGACGCCGUUUUCCAAGCAACUGCCCGCGGCGACCGUAAUGGAACGCUCAAACUACCAGGAAUUCCAGUAUUCACAGACCUCUACGAGAAACGUAAAUGGAUGAAAGAGCACAUGGCAGCCGCAUUCCGUUUCUUCGGAAAGCAUGGACACGGCGAGGGUAUUUCUGGGCACAUCUCCAUGAGAGAUCCUGUCUUGAAGGACCAUUUCUGGAUGAACCCUUACGCUAAGCAUUUCUCUGCCAUGAAAGCCUCCGAUCUCGUCCUUGUCGACCAAGAUGGCUAUGUGACAGAAGGGGGCAAUCAGGCACCCAUUAAUGAGGCCGGAUUCAUGAUCCAUUCAGAGAUCCAUAAAGCCAGACCGGAUGUUGUUGCUGCUGCGCAUACGCAUGGAGUGUAUGGAAAGACGUGGAGCGCAUUUGGGAAGGGGAUCGAGAUGAUCACUCAAGACGCAUGUAACUUUUAUGGAAAACUAGGUGUCUAUAUUGACCAUGGUGGAAUUGCGUUGGCUCAGGAAGAGGGACAGCAAAUCGCCAAGGCUCUGGGGGAGGACAAGAUGGCUUGCAUUUUGCAAAACCAUGGUUUGUUAACCGUAGGUCGCACAGUAGAUGAAGCAGCCUUUCUCCUUUCCAGCUUGGAUCACGCGUGUCAUUCCCAGCUGAUGGCCGAAGCGGCUGCUGCCAACGGCGUACCAAAGAAGAUCAUCAAUGAUGAAGUGGCUCAGUACACGGCCAAUGCGGUCCAGACACCGCAUCAUUUUUAUACCGAAUUCCAACCUGAGUUCGACCUCAUUGUGGAGGAGACCAACGGGCGAGUUCUUCUGUGAUGGGAGAGGAAAUGAUAUAGCAAUGAAGCAACACCCUCCAAGGUAAUUACUUGAGGCUACGAACCUAUUCUUAAGAAAGUCCUUUAGAUUACUGUAUCGAAAUUGCCUGUGGCUGAAACGGCCCCCAUCACUAGCCUCUGGGCCCUGCCCUAAAACCCCAUUCAUUUGUACAUCCACCCAAUAAUCACGACUAUCACUGCCUAAUUGAAACAAAG
Molecule: messenger RNA, 1232 nt
Organism: Aspergillus caelatus
Lineage: Eukaryota; Fungi; Ascomycota; Eurotiomycetes; Eurotiales; Aspergillaceae
Product: class II aldolase/adducin domain protein
Exons: 5
Coding region: 100-1017 (305 amino acids)
Cellular component (GO): cytoskeleton
Molecular function (GO): actin filament binding
Source: RefSeq, a predicted model, not a curated record